AUGAAGGGACGCCCUGUCGACCAGCUCGUUUACGAGCACAUGUUCCCUAAACCUCGUGCGAGCGACCCUCAGAACUUUCAUGCCCUUUUGCAGCGUAGCCUGAUCCUGGAAGUCCGUCAAGAGGUCCAUUCCUUCUACGGCCACCUCGACACGCAAGAGGCCAAGUACCCAGGACUCGACUAUUGCAACCCAAUCCACCGCAUCCGUCUGAGCCGUUGGACCUGGCACCGUCGCCUCUUUCGAGCUUUUGAUAAUCUUCGGCUUACACCCAACGAAAUCGCUGCUCUUACAAAGUGGGAGGGCACAAAAUGGGCCAAGGAGCGCUAUGAGAAGGAGCAGGGCAUCACUAUCCGGGAUACUGCAGGCGAUGGUUUUCCUGACUGGGUCGAGCCAGAAGACCGCCCUGUUGUACCCCCACGCAACGCCCGAUCGCGCUCAGUUGAGACGGACGAUGCGACGGAUCCCGGCGAUGAGGAUAUGGACGGCGAAGAGAGCGAAGAGGAGCUUCAUAGUGUUGGUGAGGCCCUGAAUCAGAGACUGAGGGAGCGAGCAGCCCAACGAGAAGCUGGAGACAUGACUACAGUUCUAGAUGAGGAAUGGGAGCAGUGGCUGAAGAAUGUUAUUGAGAGCGGUGAGCUGCCGUUUAUUACUAGCAGCCACCUUACCCGAGGGGUUGACGAUACUGCUGUACCGCAGGCAUCGUUCCCUACCGGCAUGUUGACUGCAGCUCGAGCUGGUCAAUGGCAGGACAUUCCUGACUUCCUCCACGACAUCAUUCGCCGCACCCUUGAGGCCCAAACCUCUAGUGGUGAUGAGGACUCAGUGGCACUUUCUCGGUCUCGUCCCAUAUCUACCAUCACUCGAGAGCGCAGAGGCACUGACGAACACCAUAUCGGCGGCAUUGCGAACUGGCGACGCACACAUUCUGGUCUUCGCCUCCCUGUAGGUGACAGUGGCACCGCACCGACUUUGCACCGGGCGGCGCAGGCUCCAGGGGCAUAG
This is a messenger RNA of Colletotrichum truncatum, 1002 nucleotides long. RefSeq lists its product as uncharacterized. The record is from RefSeq and is a predicted model, not a curated record. Lineage: Eukaryota; Fungi; Ascomycota; Sordariomycetes; Glomerellales; Glomerellaceae.